GCAGGGGGGAGGGGGCUGCGCGCCGCGCCUGCUCCCACCGGUAGGGGUCGCCGCUGCCGCCAGUCUGAGAGGAGCAGAGCAGCGCAGCGCAGCGCGGAGCGGAGCGUGAAGAGAGCUGAGGAUGGCUGCAGCUCCCCCAAGUUACUGUUUUGUAGCCUUUCCCCCGUGUUCUAAAGAUGGGCUGGUGGUGUUUGGAAAGAACUCUGCACGGCCUAGGGAUGAAGUACAGGAGGUGGUCUACUUUGCUGCUGCAGCUCAUGAUCCCGGAAGCAAAGUUGAGUGCACAUAUAUUGAGAUUGAGCAGGUGCCGAAGACUCAUGCUGUUGUGUUGAGCAAGCCCUCCUGGCUUUGGGGGGCAGAAAUGGGAGCUAACGAGCAUGGAGUCUGUGUAGCUAAUGAAGCCGUCGUCACCAGAGAACCAGCUUCUGAAUCUGAAGCCUUACUUGGAAUGGAUCUUGUCAGACUUGGCCUGGAAAGAGGUGCAACAGCUAAAGAAGCAUUGGAUGUAAUAGUUGCUCUGUUGGAAGAACAUGGACAAGGUGGAAAUUAUUAUGAAGAUGGGAGUUCAUGCCAUACUUUCCAAAGUGCAUUUUUGAUUGUGGACAGAAAUGAAGCCUGGAUACUGGAGACUUCUGGAAAGUAUUGGGCAGCAGAAAAAAUCACAGAGGGGGUGAAAUGCAUUUGCAAUCAGCUUUCAUUAACUACAAAAAUUGAUGCUGAGCAUCCUGAACUAAGGAAUUAUGUGAGAAGUCAAGGCUGGUGGAAUGGAGACUCAGACUUCAACUUUUCUGAAGUGUUCUCUAUUGCUGAUGACCAUUUAGCCUGCUGUUCUGGCAGGGAGAGCCUAGAAAAGCAAGGUGGUGACGUUUCUGCACAAGCUAUGAUUGAUGUCCUGCGUGACAAGGAUAGUGGUGUCUGUGUGGACUCUGAAUCUUUCCUUACUACAGCUAGCAUAGUGUCUGUUCUGCCUCAGGACCCUAGUUUUCCCUGUGUUCAUUACUUCACUGGCACGCCAGAUCCUUCAAGGUCCAUAUUUAAACCCUUUAUUUUUGUUGAUGAUGUAAAAUUAGUACCAAAAGUACAGUCUCCUUCUUUUGGCAAUGAUGAUCCUGCUAAAAAGAUACCUCGAUUCCAGGAGAAACCUGAUCGCAGGCAUGAAUUGUACAAGGCACAUGAAUGGGCCCGAUCUCUCCUUGAGAAUGAUCAGGAUAAAGGCCAGAAACUGAUGAGGAUUAUGUUAGACCUUGAAAAACAAGGCUUAGAAGCAAUGGAAGAUAUCCUAACUCGUACAGAGGUUCUGGAUCCUGCUGAAGUAGUGGAUCUUUUCUAUGACUGUGUUGACACAGAACUAAAGUUCUUCAAAUAAACUAUGGUGGCUAUUGUUAGCCUUUUCACUGGAAGACUGCAAAGUUCUUCAAGCCUUGAAAGAAAGUCUUCACACUUGUGAAUUUGCAGGAAAACAUUUCUAGAGGAAAAACUGUUACUUGCUAGCUGUAUCCAGUUAACAAAUUGCUUUCCUUUGUCCAAUCUUGUGGUGUUCCUGUUUGUGUAUGUAUAUAGUGAAAGGAGAAAGUCACUGACUGGUCCAAUUACUGUGUGCAUGCUGGCUAAUUUAGUACAGAAUGUUUAAAUAUGUAUGUUGGGCAACCAAUUAAAGCAAAGAUUAACUUCAUGAGGCUAACUGCCAUACCGUCAUUGAAAGCAAUCUGUUUUUUCCUCUAUUGGCUUGCAGCAAAGUUGACUUGACUUCUUCUCUUCUUGCUAAUUCAUACAAAGAAUGGCAGAGUUUAAAUCCUAGUUUUGAAGGGAUGGGAAGGUAAGUCCUUGUUCUUGACCUUGCUGUACUGGCCUCAUAUGGGCAUAUCUGGUUACAGUAACUCAGCAUCUGGCAUUACGCUUGUACAAAUUAUCAGAAUUAGGUCCCUCAGGUUAAGUUUUGCCUUUACCUGCACCCAGCUUAGGGAAGCUUGUGUUUGUAAUGCACCUGGCUGCCACUCUAGUACUGAGUACUAAACUGCAGAGCCAGCCUGGAUGCCUAAGCCAUCUAUACAUAACCUAGUGGCUCUUAAGAUGCAAUUAAGAAGGUGUCAUAUUUAUAUACAAGCUACAAAUUUGGAAUUUUUUGAGGAAAUAGAUGCUGGACAUGGAGAAUAGUCUGGUAUUGAUCUAUCUUUUUGCCUUCGUACUGCUGAACAGUUCCUAGUAAUCUCUGUGGUGAGCGUACAUGGCUGAUGAAUCCAUUAAGUACCAGUGAGUUACUGGUGGGUGUGGCAAUCCAACUGGUUAGGCUUAGAAACAAAUGGCUGUCUUGCGCUUCCUUAUAUUAUGUGCAGUUCUGCAGCAUGCUUCCCUUCCUUGACAGUCCUACAGACAGACCUGCUUUUCAUGUAUUUUCUUCUUGUAGAAGUGAGAUAGGGCAAACACUUUAAGAAUUAAACCAGUAAAUGCUGCUUCCUGUGUCAUGUGAAGAUGGUUGGGUUUUUUAACAGGAGGUUCAGACAAGAAGUCUAUGUCUGUAAUAAGUAAAAGUUAGCAUAUAGAGUUAAAAUCCUUCACUGUUCAGGGAAGGGGAUGGUGAAGAACCACAGAAUUUUGUAUUGAGGAAAUAAAAGCUCCUUACAAGGCAGCAGCGCCUCAACUUGAAACUGUAGGAGUUGUGCAUUAGGGAAAUAGUCACUGCCAUAUUGGCAUGCUGCAUUCUCAGAAAUUUUUUUUAUUAAAUUGUUCUAUCCAGACUCUUUAAUUUCGCAUUGCCUUAUAUGACAGCUGGCAAUUGGACAAGAAAACAUUGGGCCUUUUCAAUUACAGAAAACAAGCAUGAACCUUCCCAUUCGCAAUACACUCCUCCCCUGCUCUCUAUUUCAGGAACAGCUCCUUUGCCUAGGUAUUCUGAAAGUGGAGACAAGGUAAGGAGAAAAUAGGCAACUAAACCCUAAAACUUAGCUUCUCUCUACCUAGCCAGAAUACGGACUGCAAGGAGCACGCUUCAUUUCAGAGGGUAUUGUUCUGGACAAAGCCAGGUGAAAGAGCACUGUUGAACUUCAAAGCUGCUUCUAUAAGCUGUUGCUUGCUGAGCACUUUGCAUCCUGAUAGGAGUAGCUGGAUAUUUGUGAACAAGUGGAAAACAGGGAUAAAAUGAUUGCCCCAGCCAGAGGGCUGAAAUUAGGAUAUACUACUUCACACAGCUCUUCUGCACAGCUCCGGAUCUCUAACCGUGGAGAGUUGGGAGGGAGGCAAGAUGAAAGAAGAGGGUGUUCCUGCUAAAAAUAUAAUGUAUCUUAUUUGCCAUUUCUUAAGAAAGAAACCAACAUUUGCAAUUACCUUGUGGGAAUUCAUGUCCUUAUUUGGAACUGCUUAUAUGACAGAUCUAAUAAAUUGUUUUGAGCACAGU
This is a messenger RNA of Grus americana (Whooping crane), 3391 nucleotides long. It is a transcript of the gene SCRN1, whose product is annotated as secernin 1. NCBI's taxonomy places the organism in Eukaryota, Metazoa, Chordata, Aves, Gruiformes, Gruidae. Gene Ontology annotation, molecular function: cysteine-type exopeptidase activity; dipeptidase activity. Gene Ontology annotation, biological process: proteolysis. The record is from RefSeq and is a predicted model, not a curated record. Bases 122 to 1366 code for a protein of 414 amino acids. The transcript is spliced from 9 exons.